UCCUUUUGUUUGUAAUCUUUUGUUCAGAUAAUGGCAUCCUUGCUGCCAGAAGCAUUGGCUUCGGGGAGCCGGGUGUGGGGUUGCGGGCCCUCCUCCCCAUUAAUGGGGUGGGUGUGGACCAGAAUGGGGCCGGGCUGGCCGUUUAGAAGUCUUGGAAUCCAGACUUUUUUUGCUUUCACAGUUAUCACCACCGUCGUCGUCAAAGUAAUAGAUGUCCAUGUUUAGGAAACCUAGUAUCGGAGAAUUUGUAAUAAAAAGCAAGAGCUCCCCAUCCUCAGAGGCAGCCACUUUUAACCAGUUGUGUUUUUAAUUCUGAUUACAUAAAAUACAUGCUAGCUCUUGCUUUAGUUACCUUUUGACUUAAUACUAUUAAUGAAGAUAGGGCACACUACACCAUCUCCUUUCUCUCUCCCUAACAUACCCUUAUAACUUCAAACAACAUAUGAAUCCACGUAAAAAAUCCACAGAUUUUUUAAAACUGUGCACUUCAUACUCUGUUUUUUAUUGCAUCAGUUUUUAGUAACAGUACCGGGAAUACGGUAAGGUAAAUGAGGCAUUCACCUCCGAUGUAAUUUAAGGGAGCACUAAUCAAGAUUAAUAAAGACAAGAUCAUUAUUACUGAUUUUUCCUUUUGCCCCAAACUCAGUAUAUCAGGGCAAGGCACUGUUACUGAUUAUGUUUUUAAUGCUCCCCGGCGUUAAAAUACUUAGUUUGGCUGCUGUGUUUGGAUUGUAGUCCUCUUGUCAAAAGCCCCCUCCCCAGAUACCACAACACAACAUCAUAAGACGAAGGUGAGGGGAUUGCUUACUCAGCUAGGUCAAGUGGCACCUGCGUGGCUUAGGUCUUGAUCUCAGGGUCACACCCAGUGUGACCUUAAAAAAAAAGAAAGAAACAGAAGAAAAAGGAAUCUUCAGAAAUCCCGCCCAGCUAUUUGAGAUGCUGCCCAAACCUGGGAUCUAUUACUUCCCCUGGGAAGUCAGUGCUGGCCAAGUUCCCAACGGGGGCACACUGAGAACAUUCGGCAGGCUGUGCCUCUAUGAUAUGACCCAAUCCCGAGUGACGCUGAGAGCUCAGCAUGGAUCUGAUGAGCACCAGAUUCUGGUCUGCACCAAGUUGGUGGAGCCGUUCCAAGCCCAGAAGGACUCCCUGUACCUUGUCCUCGGAGAGCUGGAGCACCAGGAUGGAGGCUCCGUGGUGAAGGCCCGGGUGCUGACCUGUGUGGAAGGAAUGAAUCUCCCCUUGUUGGAACAAGCCGUCCGGGAGCAGAGGAGCUCUGCGGCUAUGGAUGUGUUCCAGAAGGUGGAGAAGAUCGGAGAGGGCACCUAUGGGGUGGUGUAUAAGGCCAAGAACAAGGAGACAGGGCAGCUCGUGGCCCUCAAGAAGAUCAGGCUGGAUCUGGAAACCGAGGGAGUCCCAAGCACGGCCAUCAGGGAGAUCUCCCUGCUCAAAGAGCUUAAGCACCCCAACAUCGUCAGGCUGCUGGACGUGGUGCAUAGUGAGAGGAAGCUUUACCUGGUGUUUGAGUUCCUCAGCCAGGACCUGAAGAAGUACAUGGACUCGGCCGCAGCCUCCGAGCUGCCCCUGAGCCUGGUCAAGAGCUACCUCUACCAGCUGCUGCAGGGGGUGAAUUUCUGCCACUCUCAUCGGGUCAUCCACCGCGACCUGAAGCCCCAGAAUCUGCUCAUCAACGAGUUGGGUGCCAUCAAGCUGGCUGACUUCGGGCUGGCUCGAGCCUUUGGGGUGCCCCUACGCACCUACACCCACGAGGUGGUGACACUCUGGUAUCGUGCCCCUGAGAUCCUCUUGGGCAGCAAGUUCUAUUCCACAGCUGUGGAUGUCUGGAGCAUUGGUUGCAUCUUUGCCGAGAUGGUGACCCGCAGGGCCCUGUUUCCUGGCGACUCUGAGAUUGACCAGCUCUUCCGAAUCUUUCGGACCCUGGGGACACCCAGUGAAGCCACGUGGCCAGGGGUCACCCAGCUGCCUGACUAUAAGGGCAGUUUCCCCAAGUGGACCAGGAAGGGGCUGGAGGAGAUCGUGCCCAGUCUGGAACCAGAGGGCAAGGACCUGCUCAUGCAACUCUUGCAGUACGACCCCAGCCGGCGGAUCUCAGCCAAGGCUGCCCUUGUGCAUCCAUACUUCUCGUCCACGGAGACCUCCCCGGCCCCCCACCAGUGCGUGCUGGAGCGGUUCUGCCGCUGAGAAGGCCGGGGCUUCCCAGCCUCUCUCCAGCCUCCCCACCCACUUCCCAAGAAAGAGAGCGUAUCUGGGAGAGAGCAAAGCUCUGAGGAAUCUGGCCUCAGCAGCCAAGGGGGCUGAGUUUGGGUUAGUUCUGCCCCCACGUUAGCAAGUUCUCGUGUUGUUGGUUGGGUUUGACGAUGCCGUUUCGAGAUGGGGGCAUGGAAGCUCCAUGCUCCAGGGUUGGAAGGGGGUAUGUUAGAGACUGCAUCCCCUGCUCUGGAACAAGUCGCCGGGGAGAGCUCGAAGCCGGCCCCACCUGGCCGCAAGGCGGAGCCAGACACCCCCCCUCCGGAAAGGGUGCCCCCUGCUGGUCUUUAUGGCUUUAAAAUGUUUUUUGGGGAAGAGUUGCAUUCCGGCGAAGAGUCCAAGUUAAACAGGAAGCGGGGGCAAGGGAGAGAGAGGACAUUUUCCUGAUCCCAGGGUGGGUGAGGGUGUGUGUGGUGGUUCUGAGUUGUUGCCUCGUACUUAGGAAAUGCUUAUGUUCGUUCACCCCUGGUUUUA
Messenger RNA from Mirounga angustirostris (Northern elephant seal), 2739 nucleotides. RefSeq names its product cyclin-dependent kinase 3. Gene Ontology annotation, molecular function: single-stranded DNA binding; ATP binding; cyclin binding. The record is from RefSeq and is a predicted model, not a curated record. The coding region runs from base 937 to 2199 and encodes 420 amino acids. Gene Ontology annotation, cellular component: cyclin-dependent protein kinase holoenzyme complex; cytoplasm; nucleus. The transcript has 12 exons. Gene Ontology annotation, biological process: negative regulation of telomere maintenance via telomerase; signal transduction; regulation of G2/M transition of mitotic cell cycle. NCBI's taxonomy places the organism in Eukaryota, Metazoa, Chordata, Mammalia, Carnivora, Phocidae.